Molecule: messenger RNA, 3680 nt
Organism: Oncorhynchus masou masou (cherry salmon)
Lineage: Eukaryota; Metazoa; Chordata; Actinopteri; Salmoniformes; Salmonidae
Product: protein unc-93 homolog B1-like
Exons: 10
Coding region: 56-1483 (475 amino acids)
Biological process (GO): toll-like receptor signaling pathway; toll-like receptor 7 signaling pathway; toll-like receptor 3 signaling pathway
Cellular component (GO): lysosome; endosome
Molecular function (GO): Toll-like receptor binding
Source: RefSeq, a predicted model, not a curated record
CAUCAUAGCCCUGUUAUACACCCCCAUACUCAUCAGGUUUCUGGGCACCAAAUGGAUGAUGUUUCUGGCAAGUGGAAUUUACGCUCUCUUCGUCUCAACCAAUUACUGGGAGCGAUACUACACCCUGGUACCAUCGGCUGUGGCCAUUGGUGCAGCCAUUGUCCCGCUGUGGGCGUCGUUAGGGAACUACAUCACAAGGAUGGCACAACAGUACUAUGAGUAUGUGAACUAUAAGGAGGAUCACGUUCAGGAACAGAAGAAACUACCCAAGGGGGCGUGUCAUCGCUAUGUCAUCAUCUUCCAAUCCGUGUUCUUCAUCAUCUUCCAUCUCAGCCUGGUGUUUGCAGAGUUCCCCCAGCGCCUCUUCCUCCACCAGUUCCUUAGUGACUACAACCACACACUGUACAACGUUAAACACUGUGGUGCGGAGGGCAGCGGUAUGAUCGAGGGUUUCAACAGGACCGUCCUGAAGCACCUCCCUCGCUCCCUGCUGCUCAUCCAGGUGGAGAGUGUUCUCAUGGGGGCCGCCUUCCUCUCCAUGAUCAUCUUCCUGGCGGUGUGCGGGGCUGCGUACCGGCCUACAGAGGAGAUCGAUCUGAGGAGUAUCGGCUGGGGGAACAUCUUCCAGUUGCCCUUCAAACACCUGAGAGACUACAGGCUGAGACUCCUCAUCCCUUUCUUCAUCUACAGUGGACUGGACUCACUCUUCUCUGUCACGGGACUCACUCUGUCGUAUGGUGUGUGUACGGUGGGUCUGGAGUGGCUGUAUCUCCUGGUGAUGGUCUAUGGUCUGUCCUGCUCCCUGUUCUCCUGCCUGUCCCUGUCCCUCCUCAGGCUGCCACGCUACGUCUCUCUGCUAGGGGGCGCUGUGAUCCACGGUCCUCUGCUGGUGUUUCUGCUGUUCUGGUCCCCGGCUCCACGCUCACCUGAUCAACUGCCUUACCUGCUGGUGGUGAUUGCCCUCUGGGGAAUGGGGUCUGCAUUGAAUAAGACUGGACUCAGCAUUCUCCUGGGUAUGUUGUAUGAAGAUAAAGAGAGACUGGACUUUGUCUACACCAUCUACCACUGGUGGCAGGCUAUCGCCAUCUUCAUAGUCUACCUGUGGACUGGACUCAUCAUGAGGGCCAAACUCUCCAUUCUAUUGGUCAUCUUGCUGCUGGCGUGCUUCUGCUAUUGGACGAUGGAGCGACGCCUGGCCAAGAACAUGCAUUUCAGACUGCCUCGCAUUCCCCGCCCCAAACACAAGGUCAAAGGUUAUCGUUACCUGGAGGAGGAAAACUCAGAUGAGUCGAACUCGGAGGAGAGUGAUGAGGAUGAUGAUGAAGAGCAGCAGGAGGAGGUGAUCAGGGAGGACUUUGACGGAGACGCAGUGUCGCAGGGCUCUGAUUCGACCAGGGAAAGGAGAGGAGGGGCUAGGGGUCGGCGCAGGAGGCGGGACGAUGAUUAUGAGCAAGCGGGGGAAAAGGAGGAGAGAGAGGGAUAGAGAAAGAGUGAAAGAGCGAAAAAUAGUGAGAGAGACAGAGAGAGAGCGAGUCCUUUAGCUAUCCUCUAGGUAUCCUCUAAGUGUCCUCUAGCUAUCCUCUAAGUAUCCUCUAGGUGUCCUCUAGCUAUCCUCUAGGUGUCCUCUAGCUAUCCUCUUGGUGUCCUCUAGCUAUCCUCUAGGUAUCCUCUAGGUGUCCUCUAGCUAUCCUCUAGGUGUCCUCUAGCUAUCCUCUAGGUAUCCUUCGGGUGUCCUCUAGCUGUCCUCUAGCUGUCAUGUAGCUGUCCUCUAGCUAUUCUCGAGCUGUCCUCAAGCUGUCCUCUAGGUAUCUUCUAGCUAUCCUCUAGGUAUCCACUAGCUGUCCUCUAGCUAUCCUCUAGCUGUCCUCUAGCUGUCCUCCAGGUAUCCUCUAGGUAUCCUCUAGCUGUCCUUUAGCUAUCCUCUAGCUGUCCUCUAGCUGUCCUCUAGCUAUCCUCUAGCUGUCCUCUAGCUGUCCUCUAGGUAUCAUCUAGCUGUCCUCUAGCUGUUCUCUAGGUAUCCUGUAGCUGUCCUCUAGGUGUCCUCUAGCUGUCCUCUAGGUGUCCUCUAGCUGUCCUCUAGGUGUCCUCUAGCUGUCCUCUAGGUGUCCCCUAGCUGUCCUCUAGCUGUCCUCUAGGUAUCCUCUAGCUGUCCUCUAGGUAUCCUCUAGCUGUCCUCUAGCUGUCCUCUAGGUAUCCUCUAGCUGUCCUCUAGGUAUCCUCUAGCUGUCCUUUAGGUAUCCUCUAGCUGUCCUCUAGGUAUCCUCUAGCUGUCCUCUAGCUGUCCUCUAGCUGUCCUCUUGGUACUUUCCCCAGUCCAGCUCUCUUACAUCAGUGCAGAUUAAGGAAAGGAGUUGAAUCAGAAGAAGAGACAAAAUGUGUGUGUCUCAAAUGUAACCCUUUUCACUUCAUAGUGCCCUACUUUUGACCCCGAACUUUAACCCUGGUCAAAAGUUGUGCACUAUGAAUAAAGGUCCCAUUUGGAACGUAGACAAUACUGUAUGUCUAGGCUGUUGACAUGCACCUAGAGGGGGAUUGACAUAUAUAGAUAAUAAACCCAGUCAUAAUUGAAGAGGUUCAUCCACAGGAGGAUAAAACAGAGUGGUACAGGAGGAUAAAACAGAGUGGUACAGGAGGAUAAAACAGAGUGGUACAGGAGGAUAAAACAGAGUGGUACAGGAGGAUAAAACAGAGUGGUACAGGAGGAUAAAACAGAGUGGUACAGGAGGAUAAAACAGAGUGGUACAGGAGGAUAAAACAGAGUGUUACAGGAGGAUAAAACAGAGUGGUACAGGAGGAUAAACAGAGUGGUACAGGAGGAUAAAACAGAGUGGUACAGGAGGAUAAAACAGAGUGGUACAGGAGGAUAAACAGAGUGGUACAGGAGGAUAAAACAGAGCGGUACAGGAGGAUAAAACAGAGUGGUACAGGAGGAUAAAACAGAGUGGUACAGGAGGAUAAAACAGAGUGGUACAGGAGGAUAAAACAGAGUGGUACAGGAGGAUAAAACAGAGUGGUACAGGAGGAUAAAACAGAGUGGUACAGGAGGAUAAAACAGAGUGGUACAGGAGGAAAGAGAAGAACGGGGGAUUUUACACAGAAGGAAAGAGGAUAGAGAGAGGACAGGAAUUCAGUUUCGAAUGUUUCUUAUAACACAACUGAAAAAGGAAGAAGUUAUUUACUCCACUUCAACUAUAAAUGGCCCAAAUGGCACGCUAUUCACUAUAUAGUGCACUCAUUUUGAACAGGGCCCAUUAGGGCUCUGGCCAAAAGUAGUGUACUAUAUAGGGAAUGGGGUGCCAUUUCGGACUCACCCAUACUGUAUAGACACCUGAAACAUAUGUGAAGUUGGGUACAUCACAGGCACUUUUGACAGGGCACAUACAGGGCUCUGGUCAAAAGUAGUGCACUAUAGAGGGAAUAAAGUGCCAUCUGGGACACAGCCUUUGUAUUUCAACAGUACCACGGUAUUGUUAGUCAGCUGUGUUGUCAUGGUUCCUAGCUCAGGUGUUUUGAGUGGCCUACAUUUUAUGUUGUUUUUUUUGUAGGGAAUUUAUUCAAUCAAUGAUUUUGAAAAAGUUGAAUUAUAGUCAUGAAUUAUAAUGAGAAUAAAUUGAUUGUAAUUGUUUUUUAUUACUGUUUUGAAGUUGUUUUCUGAGUAUAAAGCUGGUUUUGUGCCUCUU